Penicillium olsonii is the source of this 1047-nucleotide messenger RNA. Lineage: Eukaryota; Fungi; Ascomycota; Eurotiomycetes; Eurotiales; Aspergillaceae. The record is from the annotation of a GenBank genome assembly.
AUGGCUCAAGAUCGUCCAGGCGAGGAGAAGCCGGAGGGCUUCUCCAAGUAUCUCAAACGCAUGAAGACUGUACUUCGCCCACGUUCGACAUCUAAGCGGCAUUCGCAUGCCGCUCCAGAGACUGCUGCCGCGGCCCCAUCAGAAGCUGCGCCGGCACCAGCCCCAGUCCAACCCACUACUAGUACACCAGCCCAGGAACCCAGUGAGCCAGCACCAGUGGUUAUGACCGAAUUCACCACUACGUAUCAUGCGAAGACCAGCGCACUCUUCGCCAAGUACGGCCUGAAUCUCGACCCAGAUGCAUGGAAAGCCCCACCCGACCUUCAACAACUCAACCGAGUGACAAAGCCAAUCCGUAUGAGGGUUCGCCGUACCUGUCACCGUUGUGAGACAACAUUUGGCACAGAGAAAGUGUGCGUCAACUGCUCGCACACCCGCUGCACCAAAUGUCCUCGAUUCCCACCAGCCCGUGCUGAAGGUGAACCGCACAUCCACCGACCCAAGAUGCAGGAGUUGAGCGCCAACCAUCCCCGAGGACUUCACAUCACGCCACACCUCAAGUAUAAUGGCGAUGCAAUCAAUCCUCUGAUGAAGCUCUCACGUACGGGUGGACAGGAUUUGGUCCGGAAACAAGUGCGUCAGCGCGUUCAUCGCAACUGCCAUGUAUGCACUGUGCAGUUCACAUCGGGGAGCAAACUUUGCGAAGCCUGUAACCAUGUCCGCUGCAAGAAGUGCCCUCGGGACCCUGCCAAACUGGACAAGUACCCAGAUGGGUAUCCGGGUGAUGCGGAUCCGCCAAAAGCCAAACCCGAUCGUGUUUACAAAAAGCCUCGUCACCGAGUUCAUUAUGUGUGCCAUGUUUGCACCACAUCCUAUCCACAAGAUAGCGACACUUGCGCCAGUUGUGGUCAGACCAAAUGCGCUGAGACUCUACGGAUUCCGCCCAAGAAAGUCAAACGGGAACCAGAUCCUGAACUUGUUCGAAGUGUGGAAGAAAAACUAGCAGCGAUGGCGAUUACACCCAAGCCUGCAGUUGCGGAUGGUUGA